UGUGAGGUUCAGACAGGUGAGAGAGAUGCAUCAUGGGCGGGAAUGGACCAAAGAGUGACUCCAGGAAGCCAGAGAGUCAGCUGUCAUGUCACAAAGCAACCUGCAUCGGUGAGUUUGAUUAUCUGAACAAAAGAAUAUGCAAAUAUGAGCAUAAUUUAGUCUCAGUGUGCAGGAAAACAUAUCGGCUGAGGAUCCUCUGUCCUUCUGCUGGAUGUAUGUAGGCUCCUCCGUCCGGAGCUGAGCCCCCGUUGGAGGAGCGCUUGUUUGAAACGGGACCCCUCCAGCCUCCAUGGCUCACUCGUCAGACCCGUCCCGCAGGGAGAAGACCCCCGGGACCCAGGGGUCACACACGGCUACACGCAACCUCUUACGGAAGAAGGAGCAGCGGCGGCGUGGAAUCCGAUCCUCCUCGCCCAUGGGCCGGGUCAUCCUCAUCAACUCCCCUGUGGAUGGUGGCGAUGACAGCGAGGACCUCCAUACGAUCACAGUGGACAAGAGUGUGGACGGCAAGCUGGGCUUCAGCGUGCGUGGAGGCUCCGAGCACGGCCUCAGCAUCUUCGUCAGCAAGGUGGAGGACAACAGCACGGCGGAGGAGUCCGGCCUGCUCGUAGGUGACAAACUGGUGGAGGUGAACGGCGUCAGCCUGGAGAGCAUCACGAUGAGCAGCGCCGUGAAGGUCCUGACGGGCAACAACAGGCUGAGGAUGGUGGUGAGGCGGGUCGGCAAAGUCCCCGGCAUCCGCUACUCCAAGGAGAAGACUACCUGGGUGGAUUUGAUUCACAGGCGUAUGGUGGUGGAGGAGAGCGGACGGACUCCUUCGGACGCCAGCUCAGGGAGCGCCCUCCAGAGGAUCGUCCACCUUUACACCACCUCCGACGACUACUGCCUGGGCUUCAACAUCCGGGGCGGGAAGGAGUUUGGUCUGGGCAUCUAUGUCUCCAAACUGGAUCCUGGUGGUCUGGCUGAGCAGAAUGGGAUAAAGAUGGGGGACCAGAUCCUGGCUGCCAACGGCGUGAACUUUGAGGACAUCAGCCACAGUAACGCUGUGGAGGUGCUGAAGAGCCACACACACGUCAUGCUGACCAUCAAGGAAGCAGGACGAUACCCUGCUUAUAAAGAGAUGGUGGCCGAAUACAGGUGGCUCAAUAAGCUCGCCAAUGGCAAUCAGAAAUCUUCCUCCCAGGGUUCAGAAUCCAACUCCUCCGCCUCCUCCUUGUCAUCCGGGACUCCGGUGAGCUCUCUGAGCGGCCUGUCACAGGUCAUGUUCCCUCCCAGCAUGCCAUUUGGUUCAGACAUGGUGGACGUCUGCAUCUCUACGGAGGACCAAAGGUUCGAGUCGGAGCGAACCGAGACCGCCAUGCAGACGGACCUUCCCUCUCAGAGGACGGCUGCAGAAACCACUCGCAGCCUGGGCCGAACCACUCUGCUCAGAGACACGGUGAUCCGCGGGGAGGAGGGGGAGGGCGGCGGGAGACAAGAGUCCCCCAAGACGGCCGUGCUGCUGGCCCUCAGCCGACCGAGCCGACCAAUCAGCAGGUCCCAGAGCCAAGUCACCGUGGCAGAGAUCAAGCAGAAGAAAGAGAAGAAGCAGAAAGGGAAGCACCCAGAGGAGAAGAGCACCCUGCAGCGCUCAAAGACCUUCGUCAACCUGCUGUUCAAGGGGGGACGCAAGAGAGACACUUCCAAGGGUCGCUCCAAGUCCCCGUCAACUCACAAGGCUGGCAAAGGCGGACGACAGGCCGGUGCGAUGCCAAACUCAGAGAUGCUCGGCGCGGUGGAGGACAUGGCCCGCAGGCUGCUGACUGAGGAGGAGGUGGCUGCUGUGAUGAAGACGUGCCGAAAGUACGUGGCAGAGCGGUCAGUGGAGAACUUGAUACGCCACCUGCUGGCCGUGCUGGACAGACCUGAGAAGCUGCUGCUGCUGAGGGAAGUCCGGAUGCUGCUUCCUCCUCCUGACCUGAGUGCAUUCAAUAACAUGGUGACCCCGGUCGAAGUCGAGGCCUACGACAUCCUCAAGUAUCGUUCAAUCCAAACUCCUCCUCUUCGCUCUCCAACAUCCGGGCGAGCACCAAAACGGCGCCUCAUCACUCCAAUCCCGGAUUUCAGAGGAGGCUUUGAGCUCCACAAUGCCGAGGAGGUGGAGAAGGAGGGCCACCUGCUGGAUGAGCUGGAGAGGCUCAGUGUGUCGGGGCCCCGGGGGUCCAUGGAGAGGCCCCGUCCCUCCAGGUCCUUCACCCCGCUGCUGGACAUACCCGUGGACGGAUACGACACAGAGUCCAGCGACCUCCGACCCCCCUCUGCCGGCGCCAUGCUCCCCAACUGGCUGCUGGCCCGAAGCCAAGACUCCCACCGUCCUCCUCUCAGAACGGACAUCGGCACGAUUCGCUCCAUCCACUUCGACGAGGUUUCGCUGCACUCGACCUCCGACACGACCUCAGAGAGAGGGAGGUCAACGUUUAGAAACGGCCACUCCAAAGGCCAAAAGGAGAAAAGUGGAGAGAGGAGCAAAGACACUGUGUUCACGCUGCAGAGCGCCGCUCGCAGGAGUCGGCCCGCGUUGUCUCAGGUGUUCAGAUCGAGUCCAGAGCGGCGAGUCGGGACGGAGCAGAUGAACGGACACCAGGCGGCCUCUGAAAACGGACUCAACGGCUCCGAGCCUGAACAGGAGUACGAGCUCAAAACCGUCAGCAUCUCCAAGACCAAACAGUCACUGGGCAUCAGUAUAUCUGGUGGGAUGGAGUCGAAGGUUCAGCCGGUGGUGAAGAUCGAGAAGAUCUUCCCUGGAGGAGCGGCCUCCACCUGUGAAGUGCUCAAGGCUGGAUUCGAGUUGGUGUCCGUGGACGGAAUCUCGUUGCAAGGCGUGACCCAUCAGCACGCCGUCGACAUCAUCCGAAAAGCCUUCAGCAACAAGGCCAAAGACCCCAUGGUGUUCGCUGUCAAGGUCCCCAAAAACAUUUUGAAAGGAGACUGAGACUCUCGUCAGGACUUUAGACAAAAUACUAAACAUGGACAGACACGGCC
Anoplopoma fimbria (sablefish) is the source of this 3021-nucleotide messenger RNA. RefSeq names its product PDZ domain-containing protein 7-like. Gene Ontology annotation, biological process: sensory perception of sound; auditory receptor cell stereocilium organization. The transcript has 16 exons. Gene Ontology annotation, molecular function: protein binding. The record is from RefSeq and is a predicted model, not a curated record. Gene Ontology annotation, cellular component: stereocilium tip; plasma membrane; stereocilia ankle link complex. Bases 290 to 2971 code for a protein of 893 amino acids. Lineage: Eukaryota; Metazoa; Chordata; Actinopteri; Perciformes; Anoplopomatidae.